Messenger RNA from Talaromyces stipitatus ATCC 10500, 3985 nucleotides. Its product is annotated as myosin I MyoA/Myo5. The transcript has 9 exons. The record is from RefSeq and is a predicted model, not a curated record. Bases 1 to 3792 code for a protein of 1263 amino acids. Gene Ontology annotation, cellular component: microvillus; cell tip; cytoplasm. Gene Ontology annotation, biological process: actin filament organization; endocytosis; vesicle transport along actin filament. Gene Ontology annotation, molecular function: actin filament binding; microfilament motor activity; ATP binding. Lineage: Eukaryota; Fungi; Ascomycota; Eurotiomycetes; Eurotiales; Trichocomaceae.
AUGGUUAGUCCUGCUGCAAUGGAAGGUAACGGUCAAUCGCGACGUCCUGCCGGUGGUGAGAAGCGCAGUCGCGGCUUUGGCCGGUCCAAAGGCGAGGCCGAUGUGGGCGAUGGUCGGAAAGCCAGGUCAAAACCGCAGGUCAAGAAGGCUGCAUUCGAGAGUACGAAAAAGAAGGAGAUUGGUGUCUCAGAUCUCACUUUGUUAAGCAAAGUGUCCAAUGAGGCUAUCAACGAUAAUCUCAAAUUGCGGUUUGAGAACAGGGAGAUUUAUACAUAUAUUGGCCACGUGCUGGUCUCUGUCAACCCGUUUCGAGACUUGGGAAUAUAUACCGACCAAGUCCUCGACUCCUAUCGCGGCAAGAACAGACUCGAAGUUCCCCCGCACGUCUUCGCUGUCGCCGAAUCUGCAUACUAUAACAUGAAAGCAUACAAAGAUAACCAAUGUGUCAUUAUCUCAGGAGAGUCCGGAGCCGGAAAGACGGAAGCCGCCAAACGGCUAAUGCAGUAUAUUGCGAGUGUGUCGGGCGGUUCUGAUUCAUCUAUUCAGCAAACCAAGGAAAUGGUAUUGGCGACAAAUCCGCUUUUAGAAUCAUUUGGUAAUGCGAAGACAUUGCGAAACAAUAACUCGUCGCGGUUCGGUAAAUAUCUGGAGUUGGAGUUUAAUGCACAGGGUGAACCGAUUGGUGCUAGUAUCACGAAUUAUCUUCUCGAAAAGACGAGAGUUGUCGGCCAGAUCACAAACGAACGAAACUUUCAUAUUUUCUAUCAGCUCACAAAGGCCGCGCCUCAAGAGUACAGAGAUAACUUUGGAAUUCAGCAACCUCAGUCGUAUCUUUACACAAGUCGAUCGAAAUGUUUUGACGUGCAAGGCAUUGACGAUGCGUCCGAUUUCGCAGAGACUCUUGAAGCAAUGCGGAUCAUCGGUUUGACUCAGGGCGAAAAGGAUAACAUUUUCCGUAUGCUCGCAGCGAUCUUAUGGCUGGGUAAUAUUCAAUUCACGGAAGACGACCAAACUCAUGCAUCAAUAACGGAUCAAUCUGUUGUUGAUUUUGUGGCAUAUCUCCUCGAAGUCGAUUCUGCGCAAGUUAAUAAAGCUCUUACGAUUCGCGUCGUCGAGACAGCACGAGGUGGUCGGCGAGGCUCUGUGUAUGAGGUUCCCCUGAAUACAGUGCAAGCUAACGCUGUGCGGGAUGCGUUGGCAAUGGCUAUCUACUUCAACCUGUUCGACUGGAUCGUUGAUCGAUUGAAUCAGUCAUUAAAGGCAAAACAAGCUGUGACAAAUUCGAUUGGUAUUCUCGAUAUUUAUGGAUUUGAGAUCUUCGAGAAGAACUCUUUCGAACAAUUGUGCAUCAACUACGUGAACGAAAAGCUACAACAGAUCUUUAUUCAAUUGACACUGAAAGCUGAACAGGAGGAGUAUGCUCGCGAACAGAUUCAGUGGACUCCGAUCAAGUACUUUGAUAACAAGGUUGUCUGCUCAUUGAUCGAGGAUAAGCGACCCCCUGGUGUCUUUGCAGCACUCAACGACGCCUGUGCAACCGCGCACGCAGAUUCAUCGGCAGCUGACCAGACUUUUGUCGGACGUCUGAAUUUCCUGGGUCAGAACCCCAACUUUGAAAACCGACAAGGACAGUUCAUCAUCAAGCAUUAUGCUGGUGAUGUCAGCUAUUCCGUGGAAGGAAUGACCGAUAAGAACAAAGAUCAACUGCUCAAGGAUCUGCUCAAUCUGGUCGGAUCAUCAAGUAACGACUUUGUGCAUGUUUUGUUUCCCAACCAAGUGAACCAAGACGACAAGCGACGCCCACCUACCGCUGGUGAUAAGAUCAAAGCUUCUGCGAACGACCUGGUUACUACAUUGAUGCGAUGCCAACCCUCAUACAUCCGAACCAUCAAGCCCAACGAGAACAAGUCGCCUACGGAGUAUAAUACCGCGAAUGUGCUUCACCAGAUCAAAUAUCUAGGUUUGCAAGAGAACGUUCGUAUUCGACGAGCGGGUUUCGCUUAUCGUCAGACCUUUGAUAAGUUCGUCGAGCGGUUCUAUCUGUUAUCCAAGCACACUUCCUACGCAGGUGAUUAUACGUGGACGGGGGAUGCAGAAUCUGGUGCCAGACAAAUUCUGAAAGACACAGGCAUUCCAGCUGAAGAAUAUCAAAUGGGUGUGACAAAGGCGUUUAUCAAGACCCCGGAAACACUGUUUGCACUUGAACACAUGAGAGAUCGCUACUGGCAUAACAUGGCAAUUCGUAUCCAGCGAGCAUGGCGCAACUACCUACGUUAUCGUAUCGAAUGCGCGAUAAGGAUUCAACGUUUCUGGCGUAGGGUCACAGGUGGUUUGGAUCUCAUCAAGUUCCGGGACCAAGGCCACAAGUUAUUGCAGGGUAGGAAAGAGCGUCGCCGUAUGAGUUUGCUUGGUUCUCGGCGGUUCCUGGGAGAUUAUAUUGGGGUUGGAAAUGAUGGUGGUCCUGGAGAGAUUAUCCGUACUAGCGCUGGCAUUAGUGGGUCUGAGAAAAUUCUCUUUUCUUCACGUUGCGAGCUUUUGGUGGCCAAGUUUGGUCGUUCCAGUAAACCGAUGCCUCGUAUCCUUGUUUUGACGCCUCGCAAUGUCUACAUCAUCGUUCAAGCGAUUGUCAAUAACCAGCUUUCCAUCUCGGCAGAGCGAACCAUUUCCCUCGGAGCUAUCAAGUACAUUAGCACGACAAACUUGAAGGACGACUGGUUCUCGAUAGUCGUUGGCUCUCAAGAGCCGGAUCCACUUCUGAACUGCGUCUUCAAGACCGAGUUUUUCACUCAUGUGUCUGCUGCUCUUAGGGGACAGUUGACAUUGAAGAUUGGAGAAACUAUUGAAUAUAAUAAGAAGCCUGGAAAGUUGACCACCGUCAAAGCUGUCAAAGACCCCGCCGUUCCUCGCGACGAUGUUUACAAGAGUGGUAGCAUUCACACCGGAUCUGGUGAACCUCCCAACUCAGUUUCGAAACCCACUCCACGACCCAAGCAAGUUGCUGCCAGACCAGUUACGAAGGGUAAACUUCUGCGACCUGGCGGUCCAAAUGGCGGUCCUUCUAAACUCAGCGGAAAUCGGCCGAACGGCACUACUCCGCGACCUGUGCCGACACCUCAAGCUCUUCCUGGAGCGACCCAACCAGUCACAGCGCAUCCUCGCGUCGUGCCUCAACCGGUUGCAGCCGUUGCAGCUUCACAUAAUCGAACAUCAUCCCAGGCGUCUGUCCGUGCUCCACCACCACCACCUCCUCCAGCUCCACCCGCGGCUGCCGCAGCUCCUAAGAAACCGUCUGCCAAGGUGCUGUACGACUUCUCCAGUGACCGACCCAACGAACUCACAAUCCACGCGGGAGAGAUCAUCCAGAUUGUCUCCAAAGAAGGAAACGGCUGGUGGCUAUGCAUGAACACAACAACCUCCGCCCAAGGCUGGACACCCGAAGCCUACCUCGAGGAAAUUCCCGUAACAGUCGCCAAACCCGCACCACCCCCAGUCGCACCAAAAGCUGCUGCUACCACUAAUGGCCACUCCGUUGCAGCAGCAGCAAAAGCCAAACCCGCCCCUCCGGCACCACCAGCUAAAAGACCCAGCGCAGCUGGUCGUAAACCUCUUGCACCGCCUACUCGUGAUAGUGCUGUUAGUAUUAACUCCCAGGAUUCGUCCGGUGGUGGUGCUAGUGGUCGUGCGACGCCUAAUAGUAGCUCAAAUGCUAGUUUGGCGGGUGGUUUGGCAGAGAUUUUGAGACAGAGACAGAGUGCUAUGCGUGGAUCGAAUGAGGAUGAGGAUGAUUGGUGAUUGACCUUUCGACUGUCGUUGUUGAGUAUAAAUUUUCUUCCUCCUGGAUAUUAUGCGAGUGGUGUGUAUUCGCAUGUCAGUUCUUAUCUUGUUUCUUUCUUAUUUAGAGCAUAUGCAUGAAUGGCUUUUUGUAAGACGGAUCCAUCAUUUCGGUGGGCAUGCAUAUACCUUUAUCUUUUUGUUGUUGCUUGUU